AUGAGAACAGAGAUGAAAGAGGGAGAAAAAGAGAGAAAGAUUAUGGAGAUAAAUACAGAAGAAGGAGAAGAAGUAACCUGCACAAAGGGAACGGGUAGCAACAAAAUGAAUGACGGAGCUAAAGGAUCAAACAACACACACCAAGAGAAGAGAAUACAGUUUCAACAAUACAAAGAUAAAUCCCAAUCUUCAUCAAAGCACGAGAGAGAUGUAGAUAUAAGAAGAAGGAAAGAUCCUAAGAUAGAAAAAAAGAAGGUUGACCAUGCAUUAAAUCCAACAGCUCUAGAAAAUCGGAAAAGGAAAAGAUCAUCAUCACCUGACCAUGAAAGAAAGCUAACACCCAAGGAAAACAGGAAAAAAGGAAGAUCAGUUACACCGGAGAAGAAAGAUGUGAAAUUUAAAGAAACAAAUCAUAAAACUAAAGGGAAGAAACCAAAUUACCAUAUAUUCUGCAUUUGUGGAAUCCAAACCUACAAACAUGGAAUGUUAAAAUGCACAGAAUGUAGGAGAUACUCACAUGCUGAAUGCUACAAGACAGACGAUCUUUCUGUUGAGCAUAUUUGCGGGGGGUGUGCAGUACGAGAAAAUAAACCUUCAACAACAUUUUGGUAAAGUAGAUCUAGACGAAGAUUGGUAUAUAAGGAAUAUACUUGAUUUCAUUAAACAAGCUGAAAUAAACCUGCCAAACGAAUUAUC
Molecule: messenger RNA, 696 nt
Organism: Eurytemora carolleeae
Lineage: Eukaryota; Metazoa; Arthropoda; Copepoda; Calanoida; Temoridae
Exons: 3
Coding region: 1-612 (203 amino acids)
Source: RefSeq, a predicted model, not a curated record